Molecule: messenger RNA, 2857 nt
Organism: Numida meleagris (helmeted guineafowl)
Lineage: Eukaryota; Metazoa; Chordata; Aves; Galliformes; Numididae
Gene: LMAN2L
Product: lectin, mannose binding 2 like
Exons: 9
Coding region: 533-1639 (368 amino acids)
Biological process (GO): endoplasmic reticulum organization; endoplasmic reticulum to Golgi vesicle-mediated transport; Golgi organization
Cellular component (GO): endoplasmic reticulum membrane; endoplasmic reticulum-Golgi intermediate compartment; COPII-coated ER to Golgi transport vesicle
Molecular function (GO): D-mannose binding
Source: RefSeq, a predicted model, not a curated record
UUGGGUGGAGGGCGGGAUAUGGGGAUGGAGGGCACUAGGACCUAAAGUCAGAAGCUAGUUUGGGGGCAAGACACGGUGGUGAGAUCACUAGGAUCUAAGGGGCAGGACCUUGGUGAGGGGGCAGGUACUAAGCCUUAUGGGGCAAGGCCCGGGGUGGGGGGCAGGACCUCGGAGAGGGGGGCACUAGGACCUGUGGUGUGGGGCCCAGGUCCUUUGAGGGCAUUAUAACCCAUGGGCAGGACCUUGAGGGGGGUAGAUCGCUCUGUGGAGUUGGACCCUUGGGGUCACUAGGACCUACGGGCAGGACCCGGGGAGGACUCGUAGGCAGGACUUCGGGCACUGGGAAGCAGUAGGACCCAACGGCAGACACGGGAAGCUCCAGGCCUGCACUAGGACCCGCCCACACCUCACCCCGGAAGUGUCCUUUAAUUCAAUCCCCCAUCACCCCCUGCGCGCUUUACCCCGCCCUCCAUCUGACAGACUCGCCGCACAGCCAACCAGCUAUCAGUAUCGCGGCGGUGGGCGGAGAGGGAUGACCAAUGGUCGCGCGGGGAUGGGAGGCGGGCCGAGCGGGCUGACCAAUGGGCGCACGGGGCUAGGAGGAGGAGGAGGAGGCAAGAUGGCGGCGGGCCGGUGGCGGGCCGGGCUGGCGCUGCUGGCCGUGGCGCUGGGGCUGGGCGGGCCGCGGGCCGAGCAGAUGGAGGAGCACCUGAAGCGGGAGCACUCGCUGUCCAAACCGUACCAGGGAGUGGGCUCGGCCAGCGCGGGGCUGUGGGAGCUGCAGGGCAACGCCAUAGUGAUGGCGCAGUACAUCCGCCUCACGCCCGACAUGCAGAGCAAGUGGGGAGCCGUGUGGAACCGCGUGCCGUGUUACCUCCGUGACUGGGAGAUGCAGGUGCACUUCAAAAUCCACGGGCAAGGCAAGAAGAACCUGAACGGCGACGGCUUUGCCAUCUGGUACACCAAAGACCGCAUGCAGCAAGGGCCUGUCUUUGGAAGCAAGGAUAACUUCCUGGGCCUGGGAGUGUUUGUGGACACUUACCCCAACGAGGAGAAGCAGCAAGAGGCUCAGAAGAGGAGGUACAGCCCGGGAAAUCAGCGUGUUUUCCCCUACAUCUCUGCCAUGGUGAACAACGGCUCGCUCACCUACGACCACGACCGGGACGGGAGGCCCACGGAGCUGGGGGGCUGCACGGCCAUGGUGCGCAACCUCAACCACGACACCUUCCUGGUCAUCCGCUACGUCAAGAGGAGGCUGACGGUGCUGAUUGAUAUUGAUGGGAAGCAGGAGUGGAGGGAUUGCAUCGACGUGCCGGGCGUGCGCCUGCCCCGCGGGUAUUACUUUGGGACCUCCUCUGUCACCGGAGACCUCUCAGACAACCACGACAUCAUCUCGCUGAAGCUGUACCAGCUGACGGUGGAGCGGACGCCGGAGGAGGAGCGGCGGGACAAGGAGGUGUACCUGCCCGUGGUGGACAACCUCAAGCUCCCCGCAGUGGAGGCACCGCUGGAGCCCAUGAGCGGCCUGGCUCUCUUCUUAAUCGUCUUCUUCUCCCUCGUGGCCAUCGUCUUCGCCAUCGUCAUCGGUGUCAUUGUGUACAACAAGUGGCAGGAGCAGAGCCGGAAGCAUUUCUAUUGACGUGGGAUCCCCCCGGGAUGGCCCCCCCGUGGCCGCGGCGUGACGGACCGCCUCGUGGCGGGACCCCCGGUGUCCCCAGGGGCCGCGGUGGGGACGGCUGCUGUUUGACACUGGGCUCCAGGACUCCCCCAGCGCCGGAGGGGGCCCACGUUGUGCUGGGGAUGGAGCCACUGUCCCCUGUGGGCCUGCUGGGAGCCGCAGCUCGGCCUUGGGAGCUGCUGGGGGCUGGCUCGCGGGGCGGUGGCGGCACGGGGACGGCUCUGCCAUCACACGUGGCUGGAGAUCACCACUUUGGCUGUGAAGUCCAAGCCCCGCUUUCCUUGCCCGAUUCCUGCAAUGACCCCUUUGCAGCGGUUCCGUUUCCGGGAGGGCUUUGCCAGGCUGUUCCCCUGCUCAGGCUGCUUCCGUCACCCACCCCGGGCCCUCUUUAGAGACCCUCCUGCUUUUUCUUCCCACCUCCAUGCAACCCCUCCAUCCCAUCAGCCCCCAGCACUGGGUGUUCUGGGGACGCGCUGACCCUUUCCCCCACCCCGGGCAGGGUUUAACACCCCACUUUGCCUUUUCAAUCCCUGUUUGCUGCUGCCCCGGGGCUCUCCUCUGUCCCCCUCCGGCAUGCUGUGCCUCCCGUGCCCUCUGCAUGUCGUCGCUUUGCUGCCUCUGAGGGCUCCGUGCUCCCCUUGGCUGCACCUCUCGGAGCCGCAGCCCUCGCUGCCUUUCAGGGAGUCCUGGUUUAUUCCUACCUCAGUGACUGCUUCCUUCAGUGACUCCUCUCUGUGUUUCUCUCAUGGGAAGGAACAGCGCGACCACCUCGGCCCCGGGGACCCCACUGAGCUCCUGCAGGUGCUCGUGUGGAUUCAGGGGGCGAUGGCAGAGGGUCCCCCCACAGGGACAGGAGCUCGGUGCGUCCCCAACAGCUCAGUGCCUCUGCAUGGCAGCGCUCUGCUUGCGGGUGCCGUGGGGCAGCGCUAUAGGAGCUGUGGUUUUGAGCCAGGUCGGGUCUCAGUGUGUGGGGAGCGGUGCCUUGUCGGCAGGACGCUUGUACUGGGGGGGCUGGAAGUUUGUUAGAGGUGGCUGAGCAUUCGAGGGGGCUGGAAGGAAGGGCUGCUCUGGGCUGGGUUGCCUCUGUUGGUUUUGCCUGAGAGCCAGGAGUGAGACGGGUGCGCCUCUUCCCAGCACUGUAACGUGUCUCGGAAUAAAUGUCGGUGUGUGUGGAAUAAA